This is a messenger RNA of Zingiber officinale, 883 nucleotides long. RefSeq names its product nuclear transcription factor Y subunit C-6-like. The transcript is spliced from 2 exons. Gene Ontology annotation, biological process: regulation of DNA-templated transcription. The record is from RefSeq and is a predicted model, not a curated record. Gene Ontology annotation, molecular function: DNA-binding transcription activator activity, RNA polymerase II-specific; protein heterodimerization activity; DNA binding. NCBI's taxonomy places the organism in Eukaryota, Viridiplantae, Streptophyta, Magnoliopsida, Zingiberales, Zingiberaceae. The coding region runs from base 214 to 732 and encodes 172 amino acids. Gene Ontology annotation, cellular component: nucleus.
CAUCCCUAAUUCCAGGAUCCAAUUAAUUUCUGCCUUGCCAUUCCCCAACCCUCCUCCUCCUCCUGCUCGUCUUGCAGCUGCCGUCGUCCUCGUCCUCGUCCUCGUCCUCUUCUCCUCUCGUUUCUCCCUUUUCUCUACUCAGGCGCAGUGAAGUCUUUUCCAGGUUCUCCUCUCCCCUCUCUUCUGGUAAGACAGGUUUGUUGGUCGUUGGGAAUGGAUCAGCAGCCGGGCCACCCCGUCCCGCCUGUGAUGGGCGUCGGAGUCCCCUACCCUCCCGGCGCUGGUGCCGCUGGUCCGUACCAGGCUUAUCAGAACCUCUUCCACCAGCAGCAGCAACAGCAGCAGCAGCAGCUUCAGUUGUUCUGGGCCGAUCAGUACCGCGAGAUCGAGCAGACCACAGACUUCCGCAAUCACAGCCUGCCUCUCGCUAGGAUCAAGAAGAUCAUGAAGGCUGAUGAAGACGUGCGCAUGAUCGCUGCCGAGGCCCCCGUGGUCUUCGCCCGCGCCUGCGAGAUGUUCAUCCUGGAACUCACUCACCGGUCGUGGGCUCAUGCUGAGGAGAACAAGCGCCGGACAUUACAGAAGAACGACAUAGCAGCUGCAAUCAGUCGCACCGAUGUAUUUGACUUCCUUAUUGAUAUCGUGCCGAGGGAGGAAGGGAAAGAAGAUGUUGCCCAUGCGCUUGGAGCACCGCAGGCCGAUGCUCUCCCCUACUACUAUGUUCCUAAGUAGCAUCCUCCGCAAUGUGAGACCUUCAAUAAAUCUCUACUGUUCUAGCUAAAGGAAUUAGUGUGACAAUCAGUUCAGACAUGAAUUUGGUUUUGUUGCCAUGUUAUCAUCUGAAAACUAGAUUCUAGUAAAAUUUGCUUGCCAUGGCUGCUAA